AGACUGGGGAGGGUGGGGCAUCCAGGGAGAUUUAAAGAGCUCCCAAGGCACACCCUGUGCCCUGUGCUGCCGCCGGAUGCCUCAGCUCCUACCAUGGCCGAAACCACCAAGCUCCAGCUGUUUGUGAAGGCCAGUGAAGACGGCGAGAGUGUGGGCCACUGCCCUUCCUGCCAACGGCUCUUCAUGGUCCUGCUCCUCAAGGGUGUGCCCUUCACACUCACCACAGUGGACACACGAAGGGCGUUGGAUGUGCUGAAGGACUUCGCGCCGGGCUCACAGCUGCCCAUCUUGCUCUAUGAUGGGGAGGCCAAGACAGACACGCUGCAGAUUGAGGAGUUUCUAGAGGCGACGCUGAGGCCACCUGACUUCCCUAGCCUGGCACCUAGGUACCGGGAGUCCAACACGGCAGGAAAUGACAUCUUCCACAAGUUUUCUGCCUUCAUCAAGAACCCAGUACCUACACAGGACAAUGCCCUAUAUCAGCAGCUGCUCCGGGCCCUGACCAGGCUGGACAGCUACCUGCGUGCACCACUGGACCAUGAACUAGAAAGGGAGCCACAACUUCGUGAGUCCCGACGCCGCUUCCUAGACGGUGACCAGUUCACACUGGCUGACUGCAGCCUGCUGCCCAAGCUGCAUAUUGUAGAUACCGUGUGUGCACACUUCCGCCAGAUGCCCAUCCCUGAGGAACUGUGUGGUGUCCGCCGCUACCUGGACAGUGCCCUGCAGGAGAAGGAGUUCAAGUAUACGUGUCCACAUAGUGCCGAGAUCCUGGCAGCUUAUCAGCCUGCUGUGCACCCCCGUUAGCACCCCUGACUCCAUACACUCAUCUGCAGCCCCAUAAAGGCAUCUCUGCCCCAA
Peromyscus eremicus (cactus mouse) is the source of this 861-nucleotide messenger RNA. RefSeq names its product chloride intracellular channel 3 (gene Clic3). Bases 94 to 807 code for a protein of 237 amino acids. The record is from RefSeq and is a predicted model, not a curated record. The transcript has 6 exons. NCBI's taxonomy places the organism in Eukaryota, Metazoa, Chordata, Mammalia, Rodentia, Cricetidae.